Molecule: messenger RNA, 2128 nt
Organism: Caenorhabditis angaria
Lineage: Eukaryota; Metazoa; Nematoda; Chromadorea; Rhabditida; Rhabditidae
Source: the annotation of a GenBank genome assembly
AUGUUAGUUCUUCUAACAUUUCUCCUGAUUUUCCAUCCAAUUUAUUCAAAAAUCUGCAAUUCUCCGGAAUGCAAACAAAUCUCGAAGCGAUAUCUGAUGAAUAUGAAUAGUUCUGUCAAUCCUUGCGAUGAUUUCUAUGAAUUUACUUGCGGUAACUACGCAGAAACUCAUGAAAUUGCACAACAUUCGGGAAGUGUUAGAAUGCUUCAUGAAAUCUCAGAUGGUCUUGAUAAACAUCUUCUAGAUGUUUUGUUUGAUCGAACAGUGACUUCGAAACCAGUGAUUUUUGCGCAAAGAUAUUUCAGAUCUUGUAUGCGAUUUCGAAAAAGUUUGACGCCUUUCCAGAAAUUGGUAUCCCAAGUUUUUCCGGAUGACCAUGUUUCUUGGGAAAUUAUUGCUGGAAAGCUCUCACUUCACAAUAUCCAACCUGUUUUUUCAAUUGAAGUCGAACAAUCAUUACAAAAUAGUUCGGAAUCAAUCUUGCAUUUCAAGACUCCUGAAUUACACUUUGAAAGUGAGGAAUCUUAUAAGGAUGUUAAGAUUAUGGGAUAUUACAAAACGUAUUUAAUGGAUCUGUUCGAUCAGUUCGACUGUUUUCUAUCUGAAAGAGAAAUUGAUGAUAUAAUCAAUUUUGAGAAAUCAUUAGCGACUAUCAGUUUUGAUGAUCAGACAAAUCAUAGCUAUCAUGAUAAUUUGAUGAGUUAUUCUAAAUUUAAAAGAACAUAUAUUGGAGUAAUAAUUUAUGAUUAUUUCAACAAGGAUCUUCAAGAAUAUAUGAAUCUCAAUGACAAUUCAAAAAUCAACAUUUUCAAUUUGGAAUUCUUCAAAAAUCUUGAAGCAAUUCUGAAAACCACGUCAAAUUCAGCCAUUGUCAACUACCUAAAAUUCAACUUUUUCAAACAUUAUUUGGACUAUCUUCCAGAAUCUUAUAAACGACCAAAAGAAGUAUUCAAACAACAAAUUUUUGGGCUGAAACCUCACAAAACUCGCGAAGCAAUGUGUCUGAAUGAAGUUUCGAAAAAACUCGAUUUACAAUUAGCCGCCGGAUUUAUUGAGAAAUAUUUCAAAAAAGAUGAUAAGAAAAUGGUUAGUUUUAGACAAAAUCAUGGCACAAAUUAUGAAAAUGAAGUAACGAAUUUCAGGUCGAAUCAAUGGUCCAAAAUAUAAAAUCUGUAAUGAGAGAUAUCUUGAAAAAUGCGAUUUGGUUGGAUGAUUUAACUCGAAAUGAAGCUUUGAAAAAAUUGGAGAAAAUGAAGGAAUUGGUUGGAUAUCCGGAAUAUAUUUUGAAUGAGACUCGACUUUUCUUGCCUUUCGAGAAUGUUAAUAUGAAUGGGAAGUAUUUGGAAAUUGUUGUAGGGAUAAAUAAAGCAAAACGCAGGUGAGCAAUUUAAACAGUGGUCUUUUGAACUCUUGGUUUUUCCAAAACACAUUUUUCAGAUACAAUUUACUUGGAAUAAAUCGGCCAAUCGAAAUUGAUUGGUCAAACAAACUAAUCAACAUAAAUGCACAUUAUAACGCAAAUUUGAACGCAAUUUUCAUGAAUGCUGGAAUUCUACAAUUCCCAAUGUUUUCACCAAAUGCUCCGAUUUAUACAAAUUAUGGAUCUGUUGGUUUUGUCAUUGCUCAUGAAAUCACUCACGGAUUCGAUGAUGAAGGUUCACAAUAUGAUGGAGAUGGACAUUUGAGAAAUUGGUGGGAUUAUGAAACAUCGAAAAAAUAUGUGGAUGCUUCACAGUGUUUUGUUGAUCAAUAUGGGAAGCAAAAAGAGAAAUUGACAGGUAGAAUUUUGGAUGGUAAAUUGACACUUGGCGAAAAUAUUGGGGAUAAUGGGGGAAUUCGACUCGCUUAUGAAGGGUAUUUGAGAACUCUAAACAAAUUAGAUGUUGUAGAAGAUCUAGAAGGUUUCUCCAAGUACACCAAAGAGCAGAUGUUUUUCAUUUCUUAUGGAAACAUGUUGUGUGAAUCUUGGAGACCAGAAGCAAUGAAUCAAUUAUUGAAAAGUGAUCCACAUACACCGGGAGAUUUUCGGGUUAAUAUACCACUUCAGAAUUUCCCAGAGUUUUCGAAAGCUUUUCAAUGUAAGCUGGAAUCGAAAAUGAAUCCGGAAAAGAAAUGUAGAGUUUGGUGA